AUGAAUCAGCUCUCAAAGGAAAACCUCAACUUGGUUCGACUGAUCAACAGACUAGAGAGAAACCCGAGCUUGCAAAUCAAGAAACCCAGGAUGGACGACAGCCAUGAGCUCAACGAGGCCAAGGAAGACCAAGCGGGGCACGAGGAAUUCGAUCAACAUCGUUAUUGGGAACUCAAAGGCUUAGAGACUACUAUUCGACAUGCGAGAUCCAUUCUGGAUACGAUCAAUUCCAAUCCAAACACCUUUAAAACAGUCAGCCAAAUCCAAGAUCCAAUCGAAUUGAGGAGUAAGCUUGAACGAAUUCAAGAUCGUAUCGACGUUGCCUUAAAAACUUGUCCAGCGCCUACGGUCACGAAACUGACGCCGUCGCGUCCAUCGACAGUGAUUUACGAGAUCAAGGCACCGGAAUUGCCAUCAAUGCCGAAUAAAAGAUCCCGAUCAUUAGACGAACAGGAGAAUCAAUCAAAGGAGAUAGAAAAGGAAGAAGUGAAAAAAGAGAGUGAAUCUGAUCGCGAAGAAACAAGAGCUGAGACAACAUUUAGACCAAGUCUCGGAUCCCAUCCGGCAUCGAACCUGAACUCGAACCAAGAAGAAUUGACCGAUGAGCUCUCGCAGAUGGCUUCUCAACUGAAGAAGAACGUCCACCAUUUCAACAAACUCUUGGCUGACGACCAGGCCAUCCUGCUCGCUAACCAAACCAAACUGGAGCUCAACUCGGACAGCAUGAAUAAAGAAGGCGGCAGAUUGACUCAAGUUAGUCUCAAGAGCCGUAGCAUGACUUGGUUCACGAUCGCCGCCGUCUGUGUCGUCGCUAUUUCCUGGAUCCUCAUGUUCAUCAUCAUCAGACUCACUUAA
This is a messenger RNA of Puccinia triticina, 855 nucleotides long. RefSeq lists its product as uncharacterized. The transcript has 3 exons. Gene Ontology annotation, cellular component: SNARE complex; endoplasmic reticulum. The record is from RefSeq and is a predicted model, not a curated record. NCBI's taxonomy places the organism in Eukaryota, Fungi, Basidiomycota, Pucciniomycetes, Pucciniales, Pucciniaceae. Gene Ontology annotation, biological process: retrograde vesicle-mediated transport, Golgi to endoplasmic reticulum. Gene Ontology annotation, molecular function: SNAP receptor activity. The coding region runs from base 1 to 855 and encodes 284 amino acids.